Gossypium raimondii (Peruvian cotton) is the source of this 1728-nucleotide messenger RNA. Its product is annotated as organic cation/carnitine transporter 1. The record is from RefSeq and is a predicted model, not a curated record. The transcript has 3 exons. Gene Ontology annotation, biological process: transmembrane transport. Gene Ontology annotation, molecular function: transmembrane transporter activity. Gene Ontology annotation, cellular component: membrane. Bases 42 to 1658 code for a protein of 538 amino acids. Lineage: Eukaryota; Viridiplantae; Streptophyta; Magnoliopsida; Malvales; Malvaceae.
UAUCAAAGCCAUCCCAACACAAAAUCCACAUUAAGGGGGCCAUGGAUAACGAAGAAGAGACAACAACAGAGGUUCCCAAUGAAGAAAAAAUGGAGCUCAAUGUGGAUGAGAUUAUAGAAAGGUAUGUGGGAUCCUUUGGGUUACCCCAGCUGUUGCAAGUGGUGUUAGUGUCAUUUGCAUGGGUAUUUGAUUCUCAAAACACCUUGGUCACCAUCUUUACUGAUGCUCAGCCAUCUGGUUGUAGAUGCAAAACCAGUGCUGAUCCAUCAUUAUCCUCAUCUUGGUGCAUGAACAACACUGCUAGUGGUGGUGGUGGCAACAAAGGGCAACCGGCCGGUCAUGUUUGUGGAUUGGCAGCCGGUAGUUGGGAGUGGAUCGGAGGGAAUAGCGCCACCACUAUUGCGGAGUGGGAUCUUAUCUGCCAUCGCAAGUUUCUUGCUGCUAUUCCCACUUCACUCUUCUUCAUUGGUUCAAUUUUCGGUUGUGCUUUCUACGGCCGCCUCGCCGACGCAUGGCUAGGUAGAAAGAAAACACUUUUGUUGGCAUGCAUCUUAACCUCCACCACCACUUUCCUCACUUCUUUUUCACCAAAUAUUUGGGUGUAUUCCCUUCUUCGAUUUGCAAAUGGCUUUGCUCGUUCUGGAAAUGGGAUAUGUUGCCUUGUUCUUUCAACGGAGGUCGUUGGCCGUAAAUGGCGAGGCCAAGUUGGCCAAUACGGUUUCUUUUUCUUCACGGCGGGUUUCUUGUCUCUUCCUUUCAUUGCAUAUCCUACUAGAACCCAAUGGAGGUAUUUGUACAGGAUCAUAUCCCUUCCCCCUCUGGUCUAUACUUUUUUGUUAGUCCCUUUGGUAUCGGAAUCUCCCCGUUGGCUCCUUGUUAGAGGGAAAAACAAAGAAGCUCUUGAGGUGUUACAAAGAUUUGCAGGAUGGAAGGGGAAAAAAUUGCCUGAUAAUAUAGAGCUCAUAAUUCCAUCUCAAGCGACAACAGGCACAAGGAAUGAAGGUGGCAAAAACGAAAACAUAUGGACAACAAGAUGGGCUGCUAAAAGGAUGAUAACAAUGAUGUUAUUCGGCUUUGGGGUUGGCUUCGUUUAUUACGGAAUCCAACUAAACGCCGAGAAUCUCAAUUUCAAUCUCUACUUAACAGUUAUAAUCAACGCCGCAAUGGAAAUCCCCGCCGUUUUCAUCGGCGGCAUACUAUUGAGUUUCACCAGCCGACGUCUCCUUUCAUCGUUAUCAGCAAUUUCAGCCGGCGUUUCAUGUCUCCUUUGCAUCAUUUUCUCCGCCGCAUCCUCCACCACCAGCAGUUGGCCUCAAUUAACGAUCGAAGCUAUUGGUUUCAUGGCCGCUGCUAUCGCGUUCAACGUGUCGUAUAUUUACUGUGUUGAGCUUUUUCCGACUAACGUAAGGAACUUUGCGGUGUCGAUGUUGCGUCAAUCGUUAAUGUUGGGGGCUUCUUUGUCGCCUUUAUUAGUGGUGGUCGGCCGCCUCAGCCCGUCGCUUUCGUUCGCCGUGUUUGGGGCUCUUGCCAUCGUGAGUGGAACCUUAAGUGUGUGGUUGCCUGAGACUAAAAAUGCUCCGCUUUAUGAGACGUUGAAGCAACAAGAAGAAGAAGAACAAGUGAAACGCCGUCGUUUAAUGCAGAACACUGUGUUAUAAUUUUACUUAAUUUAUAUAAAAAAAUAUUAAAUAAACUUAUCAAUAAACAAACCGUAUGAAAAUUUAAUUA